AAGUUUUCAAGCAAGGAAUUAAACACACCACCGUCUCUGAACAAUAAUUAUAAUGUCCGGCGGUGCCAAAGGCCCCAUGAGGGGGCGUCUUUGGCCACAAAUGACCAUUACUGCAGCAUUCGCCAUUAUUUUCAUUUCCUAUAAUGUGGCAGCUGCAGAUCCUUACAUCUACAACUCUCCACCUCCACCACCCUAUGAAUACAAGUCUCCUCCGCCACCCUCACCUUCUCCCCCGCCACCCUACCCUUACUACUACAAAUCUCCACCACCACCAUCCCCCUCUCCCCCGCCACCUUACUAUUACAAAUCCCCACCACCACCUUCACCAUCUCCUCCCCCAUCUUACUAUUAUAAGUCUCCACCCCCACCUAAGGACCCUUAUUACUACAAGUCUCCACCACCUCCGUCACCAUCUCCUCCACCGCCAUACUACUACAAAUCUCCUCCUCCUCCAUCUCCAUCUCCUCCACCCUCAUACUACUACAAGUCACCUCCUCCUCCAUCUCCAUCGCCGCCUCCACCUUACUAUUACAAAUCUCCACCAUCACCUUCACCAUCGCCUCCUCCGCCUUACUACUAUAAGUCACCUCCUCCUCCAUCUCCUGUGCCUCAUCCACCUUACUAUUACAAAUCUCCACCGCCACCUUCACCAUCUCCUCCUCCGCCUUACUACUAUAAAUCACCUCCUCCCCCAUCUCCUGUGCCUCAUCCACCAUACUAUUACAAUUCUCCUCCUCCACCAGUUGUAUAUCACCACCACCCCCAUCACCAGCUGGUCGUUAAGGUUGUAGGUAAAGUCUAUUGCUACAAAUGUUAUGACUGGGCAUACCCCGAAAAAUCUCAUAACAAGAAACACCUCAAAGGAGCUGUUGUAGAAGUGACAUGUGAAGUAGGAAGUAAAAGCAUUAAGGCAUAUGGUACAACAAAGAUUAAUGGAAAAUACAUUAUAACUGUGAAGGACUUUGAUUAUGUCAAAUAUGGAUCUGCAGUGUGCAAAGCUAAGCUCCAUGCUCCUCCUGAGGAUUCACCCUGCAACAUCCCUACUUUGUUGAACGAUGGAACUCACUUGUUCUUGAAGUCUGAGGACAAGUAUGAAGUUGUUCUCAAGGCUAAGCCAUUUGCUUAUGCUUUAAAGAAGUCAUAUGAAAAAUGUGAAAAGCACAGUCACCACCACAAUCACAGACCUUCACCUACUCCAUAUUAUUACAACUCACCACCUCCUCCAUCAUCACCAGCAUAUGUGUAUAAGUCUCCUCCUCCACCAUCACCAGCAUAUGUGUAUAAGUCUCCACCUCCACCAGCAUAUUAUUACAAAUCUCCACCCCCACCAUCACCUACUUAUGUCUAUAAGUCUCCACCUCCCCCUCCAUACUACUACAAGUCUCCACCUCCACCAUCACCAUCUCCUCCACCACCUUACUAUUACAAAUCUCCUCCUCCACCCAAAGAGUUGCCACACCCUACUCCUUACUAUUAUAAAUCACCACCUCCACCAUCUCCAUCGCCACCACCUCCUUACUACUACAAGUCACCUCCGCCACCAUCACCUUCUCCUCCUCCUCCAUACUACUACAAAUCCCCUCCACCACCCAAAGAGUUGCCACACCCUACUCCUUACUAUUAUAAAUCUCCUCCACCUCCCUCGCCUUCUCCACCACCUCCUUACUACUACAAGAGUCCUCCUCCACCAUCUCCCUCUCCUCCUCCUCCAUAUUACUACAAAUCCCCUCCACCACCUAAAGAAUUGCCACACCCUACUCCUUACUACUAUAAAUCACCACCUCCACCAUCUCCAUCACCACCACCUCCUUACUACUACAAGUCACCUCCACCACCAUCACCUUCUCCUCCUCCUCCAUACUACUACAAAUCCCCUCCACCACCGUCUCCAUCGCCUCCUCCUCCAUACUACUACAAGUCUCCUCCUCCUCCAGAAAAAUCACCAGAAUAUCCCCCUUACUACUACAAAUCUCCACCUCCACCAUCACCAUACUAUUACAAGAGUCCUCCACCACCAUCUCCAUCACCACCACCCACUUACUACUACAAAUCUCCACCUCCACCAUCACCUUCACCACCGCCUCCUUACUAUUACAAGUCACCUCCACCACCAUCUCCAUCACCACCUCCUCCUUAUUAUUACAAAUCUCCUCCACCUCCCUCGCCUUCUCCACCACCUCCUUACUACUACAAGAGUCCUCCUCCACCAUCUCCCUCUCCUCCUCCUCCCUACUACUACAAAUCUCCUCCACCACCAUCACCGUCUCCCCCACCACCUUACCAUUACGUAAGCCCUCCUCCACCAUCCCCAUCUCCACCACCACCAUAUCACUAUACCUCACCACCUCCUCCAUCCCCAACUCCUACUCCCACAUACACUUACAAGUCUCCUCCGCCACCGGCGUACAUCUAUGCUUCCCCACCACCACCAAUCUACAAGUGAGGUUAGAAUGCAGAAGCACAAAUCGUGAUAAGUCAUGGUCUAGUGGAAUAAAGUCUUCUAUUUGGAGCAAAGUAAAACAUUAUUCAUAUCCAAGUUCUUUGAAUAACAUAAUUUCUCUAAGCUACAAGGUUCGCUAUUUGGGUUAUGAGGCUGCUGCUUCUGUUUCUUGGACAGCAAUCUUACAUGUCCUGUGCUUAAUAAGUUCAAGAAAAAUCCGCAACAACAAGCCCCAUCAGAUUUGAAACUUCGAAGCCAAGUCAAGGUGAAAAGUGCAGUAGAGAGAUGUAUAUUUCUUAUUUGUUUAUGCAUAAAUUAAUAUUAUCAUUUGUACGUUCUUUGUAUGUUUAUUUCCAAUUAUUGUGGCAUUUUUUAUUAAUUAUAUCUUCUUACGCGUUUGCAAUAAGAGUAAUCAUAAUGUAUA
This is a messenger RNA of Arachis duranensis, 2864 nucleotides long. RefSeq names its product extensin-2. Gene Ontology annotation, molecular function: structural constituent of cell wall. Bases 53 to 2443 code for a protein of 796 amino acids. NCBI's taxonomy places the organism in Eukaryota, Viridiplantae, Streptophyta, Magnoliopsida, Fabales, Fabaceae. The record is from RefSeq and is a predicted model, not a curated record. The transcript has 4 exons. Gene Ontology annotation, biological process: plant-type cell wall organization.